GUAAACACUCGUAAACAAAGGCGACACAAACACGAAUUGCAAAUAAUUUGCGUGAAAUUGAAGUCGACGAUCGCAAAUGGUGCCUGGGAAAAGGUUGCGUUUAAAAAACGACGUAGAAGUGUAGAAAGUAACGAUGCCAGUCGAUAUUAACCGGCUAACGGACGGGUGGCUGGAGUUGGAGAGCGACCCCGGAUUGUUUACGUUGCUGUUGGAGGAUUUCGGUGUGAAAGGAGUGCAGGUGGAGGAGAUCUACGACUUGCAGAAGAACCUCGAGGGCCAAGUGUACGGGUUUAUCUUUCUUUUUCGCUGGAUCGAAGAAAGACGUGCCCGGCGCAAGAUCGUCGAAACGACGGACAUUUAUGUGAAGGAUGAGGAUGCGGUGAACAACAUAUUCUUCGCUCAGCAGGUUGUACCGAACAGCUGCGCGACGCACGCCCUGCUCUCGGUGCUGCUGAACUGUUUCGACAUCGAUCUCGGAACUACGCUUAGCCGAUUGAAGAUGCACACCAAAGGAAUGAGCCCGGAGAACAAGGGUUGGGCCAUCGGGAACACACCCGAGUUGGCAUGUGCGCACAACUCACAUGCGAUGCCUCAGGCGCGACGGAGAAUGGAUCGUAAUUCCGGCGUCAGUACGGGAAGGUUCACCGGAGAAGCAUUCCAUUUCGUCUCGUUUGUUCCAAUCGAUGGUCAUCUGUUCGAGCUGGAUGGACUAAAACCUUUCCCGAUGGAUCACGGACCAUGGGGAGAGAAGGAAGCCUGGACGGACAAGUUUCGACGGGUGAUGUCGGAUCGGCUUGGCAUCACGACCGGCGAGCAGGACAUCCGGUUCAAUCUGAUGGCGGUCGUGCCGGAUAGGCGCAUUGCUAUCACUCACAAACUGAAAAUGCUUCGCACGAAUCAAACCAUCGUUUCGGCCGCGUUGGAAAAGCUGUUGAAAUCGGAAAAAAGAGAAUCCGCAUCGACAAGCCGUGCCCAGGCAGUAGCGUCGGGAAAGGAAACCGGAAUCGUCGUCAAAAAGGAACCAGAAUCAUCUCCUGUUAAGCUAUCCUCGGAAUACUCCGAGCUGCUUGCGAUUAAAGAGGAAAAGCAGCCAGAAUUUCAACCGUCUUCGCCUUCAGUUUCCGUUGCGAAGGAUCUGGAAUCCUUCGUUUCCAUGAACAAUUCAUCCGAUUCGGUGGAAAUCAUUGGCGAGUCGCAGAUUAAACAGGAACAAGAUCCACCACCCUCACCGCCCUCUUCCUUCAUGGGAGCCGGUACUUUCUCGCCGAAGGAUCUCCUAUCGCUACUGAAGAAUCUCGAGUCGGAGAUAAAGAUAACCGAGCAGCAUUUAUGCGACGAGAACGAAAAGCGUGAACGUUUCAAAUUGGACGAUUGCAGACGGACGCACAACUACGACGAGUUUAUCUGCACGUUUCUUUCGAUGCUGGCUCAUCAGGGCGUGCUGGCGGAGCUGGUAUCGCAGGAUCUCAUCGCGAACAGAAAACCCAGUCUGGGUGGAGUGCAGAAUAGCGCCAGCAGGGCAAUUUCACGUAGCUAUAAGAAAAAUGCAGCCACUAAUGGAUCGUCGCCGAAAACACCCGGAGCCAAACGGCGCCGUGGAAGGGCAAAGUGUCGCAAACGGAAAUGAGAGAUCGCUAUGACUUUGUUUUAAUUUCAUUAUCUUUUUACCCAUAGACAUUUCCAUGUAUCUUGUUUGCCCUCAUAAUUUGGGGCAUCAGGAAUAUUUUGAAAUCAAUAAAUUCGUAGUGUAACUCAAUGCAAGCAAAGCAG
This is a messenger RNA of Anopheles coustani, 1770 nucleotides long. RefSeq names its product ubiquitin carboxyl-terminal hydrolase calypso (gene calypso). The record is from RefSeq and is a predicted model, not a curated record. The transcript has a single exon. Gene Ontology annotation, molecular function: cysteine-type deubiquitinase activity. Lineage: Eukaryota; Metazoa; Arthropoda; Insecta; Diptera; Culicidae. Gene Ontology annotation, cellular component: cytoplasm. The coding region runs from base 134 to 1627 and encodes 497 amino acids. Gene Ontology annotation, biological process: ubiquitin-dependent protein catabolic process; protein deubiquitination.